AAAAAGUGGGGGUGCUACACAAAUCCUGAAAAGUGUAACAUUGCAAAUCGCCAAUUUUCUUCCAAUCAUCCAUGGUAAAAGACUUGGCUUGUUUCGAUUUGGCGGAUUCAACACAUUCAUGUGGAGAGGCCCAAGAAAAAAUGCUGGCUAUAUCUAUAAAAGGCAAUCGAGGGUUCAUUGCGUGGUCAUCAUGAUUAGACACUUUGGACAUUUUUCCCUCCCCUUCUUCUCUUUCUCCAGCUCCCCUUUCUUUGGUCGGUGCAUCAUUUCACUUAUUCCAUGGAAACCCCACCACCUGAAAAGACCACAUUUCCAAUCGAUAUAUUUGACUCGUUUUCAGCAAGCACGGUGCCGCGGUCAGACGGGUAUUCAAACGAAGCCAAUCGAAUUCGACGACGAGCAGUGACUUCCACCGAUGAUCCAGCAUGGCAUCGCCUACACAAUGACGCUGAGGACGACCAAGACAUCUUGCUCGAUCGAAUAGGUGACCGAUUGUCGUUGCUUCUUCGAGAAGCUCACGAAGCUGUCCUCGAUUAUCAACCGAAAACGCCCACGGCUAAAAGAGUCACUCGACCCAAAGUCCGUCGACGCUCGGUGCUAAUAGCACCCAAGCCAUCCCGAUCACGAAGGCGACGGCUGUCAUCAUCUUCCACAUUCAACAUCGCUACCGGCCAUGCCUCGUCUUUUUCAUCGACAGCAUCGGCCUUGUCUCUUAAUGCAUCAAUAUCAUAUUCAUCCACCACCGUAUCUCGAGACACUGUUCAUCAUGUUAGUCGCCGUCUGAAGCGAGAAACGGAUUUGGGAACACGGAUGCACGAUCCAACCGUGGAAUCGUAUGAGCGGUUACACCAAUCCAUCGUGAUGUUAGACUCGUUAUCGCGAGACUUGCAUGUAGCAAACGAUUCAUGGCAACCUCAAUUAUCGUUACUACUGGUAUUGCUGCCCUUGUUUUAUAUACCGACUCUCAUCCUCGGCAUCGUGCCAACUAUUCCCAAUAUCAUGACCGGCUGGCUCUUACUAUUUUCCAUGCUGAAAAUCCGCCCUCCCGACACACAAUACCAUGAAUCCCCACCCGGCUCAUUUGCCAACAACGACCUUGAUCAAUCGAUGACCGUAGAAACAUCACGGUAUCCCAUAGGACGACGACACUCCUUCUAACCCAUUCAUUUAUACGUGACAUUCUCUCUUUUUUCAUCAGACAUACAACAUUUCCUUCCAUAUAUUACGCUUUGUAUUCUAUGCUUUCUCUCUCUUUCUCCCUCUCUCAUUCUAUGCAGCUGCUCAUAUCAUUUUGCUUUUCAUCCACACACUCUACCACUGUUUGCUCUUUCUCGUUGUUUCACACCAUAUCAUUGCCCUUCCCUCACCCCAACAUGAUCACGAUAAAAUGACAA
Molecule: messenger RNA, 1394 nt
Organism: Radiomyces spectabilis
Lineage: Eukaryota; Fungi; Mucoromycota; Mucoromycetes; Mucorales; Radiomycetaceae
Exons: 2
Coding region: 280-1158 (292 amino acids)
Source: RefSeq, a predicted model, not a curated record